UUUCGCUUCAUUUGUACUGGUAGAGUGGACAUCGCUGAGAAGCUGCGAACCAGUCAGGUGUUUUGAGAAGAUUUGUUCUGUAAUAGAGUUUUAAUUUAAAAUGAUUCGAUACGGAAAUUCUGUGGUUAUUCUGCUGUUUUUUAAUUAUUGUCAGGAGCUAGUUAAAGGAGAAUCACCCCUGAAUGUUUCAAAUUUCAGCCCUUCGCCACAAACCAGUCUGCAGUUGUCGCCAUUGCCUGUGGAGGUCGGGAUGGAAAAACCAAUUCUGCUGGUUUCCAAAGUGGUUGCGUUUAAAUUUAUGCCGCUGAAUUUAUCGGCUGAAGCGGCACCGCUAAUGUCGUCUUCUGACCAACCAUCCGCGGCCCGGUCUCUGCUGGUUCCCCAUGUCAUGUCUACCGACGUCACCAAGAACAACUUCCUACCCAUCUGCGACCCGAACGCCCUGGUAUCCCACUUGAUUUGCCGUGAAGCCGGCUUCGAAACCUUCCGCGAGCUGAAGGAAGUCGAUGUGUCCUUGUCCGUUGUUUCGGAUUACGUUACGCUGACCUGCAAAUCCACCGCCACCAGUAUCAACGAAUGCAUCCUCAGCUCCAUCCAGUCCUGCUCCCGCUUAUCCCAUAUUAUUUGCGGAUCGUGCGGGGGUACUGUCCAUCUGCAGGAAGAUAAGCCGCUGGUCGUCAUGUCGCCGGGAUUUCCCAGCCGAAUUCUGCCGGUUGUGGCGUGUCAAUGGACAUUCCUUUCUCCCACUCCUGAGUAUCCCGUCACGGUGCAGUUUGAUGAUUUUGAACUCCUGGAGGACUGCAAGACCAGUGGCGUUAUGGUUGGGUCGUUACUGCGUUCGGGGCAGCUGCUCAUAAGCGGGAAACGAUUCUGCGGGUCAGAGAAGCCGGAAGACUUCGAGUCGGAUUCGCCUGUGGCUGUUUUGAACUAUUAUUCGUGGUACGGAUACAAGGCACCGCAGAAUGUGUUUAUGCGAGGAUUUCGUGCUGUUGUUCGCACAAAAGUGGUACGAGAUGAUGUUCACUUGGGUGUGGCUCUGGGAUUCACGGCAGCUGCUCUUGUUGUGCUGGCAAUUAUUGGGGCCAUCUAUCAUAAAAGGAUCACGAAAUUCAAACGUCGCAACGAAUAUGCUGCCAAAGCUUGGACCCGAAACACGUUGGCUGGAGCUACCUCGCCUGAUCAUGUCUACCAGAGUAUGCCGGUUGGACAUGGAAACCCCCAUGCUCCGCUCAAUUAUAACAGACAGCCAUUGAGGACCAUUUAUAUAGCUGGUGGUCCCGCUGGCCCAGAAUUACCACCUAGGUCGCCGUCAUUGCAGGCCGCUCACGAUAUUAAGUAUCAAACGGCGGGAUCCGGAAACGAGGAAGUUGAAUCGGAAUACGUUACUCCUAACCGGUCACUUUUGGACGCUGCAAAGAAACCAGUGGAAUCCACCUUGCAGUUUCUGAAAAGCGUUCUGAAAACCCGAGCAGUUCAACCGGUGAGCGAUGGUUUCCUGGCCCGAAAUACUACAAUUCGACGGCGCGAUCGCGCAAGUUCUUUUCCACUCCUUGGCGAUGCUACUUCUGAUAUGGGAAAUGAAUACAGUGACGAUUCAACGUACGUUUCGGUUAUGAGCACUGAUACGAAGAAGCAUCUGGGUUCUGCUCCCAAGACGCCCUCCACUCUGGAUAAAUUCACCGGUGACAAAAGCACGCUGCGGAAGAGUGGAUCAGUGCCCGAAAUCAACCUGGAGGAUUGCAAUGAUAAAGGAUGCACUUUCGUCAAAAAGCUGUGAUUCCGUCAUCGGUGAAAAUUGAAAAAUGACUGUAUCCAUAUGCCAUAUGCGUGCAUAAUAUUAUUAAUGAGUGGUCUUUCGACGCGCUUUUCGGUAUUUUGGAGUUAGCUCAAACUGUGAACGGCUGAAUUUGGGUAAAUUUAAAACUUGCUGCUAGAUUUUCCAUAGAAUAUGUUUUCAUGAUUUUUAAAUAGUUCGUGUUCCACGUUUAAACUACUUCUUCAUUUUUGUGGUUUGAUACCUUGUGAGUUUGUUUGCAUUUAUAUACCUCGAGGUGCACGGUAAUUUUUGUGACCGGUUUGUGAGUUGGGUGAUGAAAUUUAAGCUUGAUAAUACCGUAUGGAUGCAUUUUAAUUAUUAAAUUAAAUCUU
Molecule: messenger RNA, 2148 nt
Organism: Paramacrobiotus metropolitanus
Lineage: Eukaryota; Metazoa; Tardigrada; Eutardigrada; Parachela; Macrobiotidae
Exons: 5
Coding region: 101-1777 (558 amino acids)
Source: RefSeq, a predicted model, not a curated record